UAGUAACAAGCUUGAGCGUCGACAACUUGCAAAGGGAGGCUCACAGGAGAGAGUCAAGCCAGGACAGGAAGACAACGGUGCUGACCUCUAAACACAGCCAAGCGGAUUAUGCAAGGGUCGUUAAACAAGUCCGAGAGUGGUCAUUCAGAGAGAGAGAGCUUUCAUCUUUACUUUCUGCCGAGAAAUUUCUUCACAAGGCUGUCGGAUCAGGUCAGGCAACGAAAGCAGGGUUUCAGUGAGUCAUUUAAAGACUACAUGAUCGACAUGCAGACGAUGUCGAGGCCUCUAAACUAUUCUGCGAGAGACACCUUAAAGAUCAUAAAGGAAAACUGCACCCCAAGCCUAAGGAACUUUUUAAGGGCGUACAAAGUGCCGGACCUGGACACGUUGAUGCUAUUAGCCGAUAAAUACGAAGAACUGGAAAAGGAGCGGAACGAGUUCGCCCAAGAAAACAAGUUCUCAAAGGCAAAGUCGUCACCACCAACGCAGGUCACGUGCAGAAGAUGCGAGGAGACAGAUAGCCAGGAGACACGGAGAAAUGACAAAUUUUCACCGCCGCAACGAGUCUGCUGAUACUACCAGGGGUAGUGGAUUCAUUG
This is a messenger RNA of Drosophila biarmipes, 599 nucleotides long. RefSeq lists its product as uncharacterized. Bases 109 to 573 code for a protein of 154 amino acids. The record is from RefSeq and is a predicted model, not a curated record. Lineage: Eukaryota; Metazoa; Arthropoda; Insecta; Diptera; Drosophilidae. The transcript has 2 exons.